Molecule: messenger RNA, 225 nt
Organism: Eruca vesicaria subsp. sativa (arugula)
Lineage: Eukaryota; Viridiplantae; Streptophyta; Magnoliopsida; Brassicales; Brassicaceae
Source: the annotation of a GenBank genome assembly
AUGGGAACCAGCAUACAUUGUAUCUGUAAGAGUCUCUUCGUUGAUCGUGUUAAGGAUUUGCAUGUUGGUGAAUGGAGGGUCGUCGAGAAUUUCUCCCUGAUCCCAGCUAUGGGGUUUUACAGAAGAACCAGCCAUCCAUUCAAGAUUUCCAUCAUAGAUAGUACUAUCGUCACCGACCCUUCUCCAACUACCUGCGAGGUACCACGUUUGUUAUGUUACUACUGA